This is a messenger RNA of Dreissena polymorpha, 1641 nucleotides long. RefSeq names its product CUB and sushi domain-containing protein 3-like. Lineage: Eukaryota; Metazoa; Mollusca; Bivalvia; Myida; Dreissenidae. The record is from RefSeq and is a predicted model, not a curated record. The transcript has 11 exons. The coding region runs from base 1 to 1560 and encodes 519 amino acids.
AUGCCAACAAGCCAAACGUGCGAGCCUCUUCCGGAAGUGUCUAAUGGAAAGGUGUUCGUAGAGAACGUCAAUUUCGGCGCUAUUGCCCGGUACGUCUGCGAGGCCGGUUACAAACCACGCGGCGAUCAGGCGAGGGUGUGCCAGGGAGAUGAGAAGUGGAGCGGAGUGGCACCCCAGUGCCUGCUGGACUAUCACAUAGAAAAAGUGGCAUGCGGGCAACCACCGGAAGUCGUGAACGCGGUCCACAACGGACAUCCGGACCGGAAGUCAUACGAGCUGGGAACCAUGCUUCAGUACGAGUGCUUGUCCGACUUCGCCAAAAGCCGGGACGCAGUUGUGCGAGCGUGGUGUGUGGGUGGUGGGGUGUGGGUGGGACCCACAAUGACAUGCUCCAACGCCGGAUGCCCACAGAUGGCGGAUGUCGCGAACGGACGGGUUGAGCAGCCGACGGAAAACGUCGUCGGCAGUCGGGCGGCCUUCCAUUGCGAUCCGGGAUACUUCCUCACGGGAAGACCGGAAGUCACUUGUCAAGGACGCGGUAAAUGGGACGGUGAACCCCCUACCUGCGAGAAAGCUAGGAGUUGCGGACACCCAGGCGAUAUCGAAAACGGCUGGCGUACCGGAUAUGCCUUCACAUAUCCAAACCGGGUCAACUACUACUGUCACGAGGGUUUCCUUCCACAUGGGGCCAACUUCCGGGAUUGCCAGGCAAACGGCACAUGGGCGGGACAGGUCCCGAAAUGUGAACCGGUUUCUUGUCCUCAAAUGUUUGCUCCAACACUCGGGAGGAUGUACGGCACCGGGAACACGUUUGGUACCGUUAUAAGAUUCGAGUGCGAUCUACAACACCGGGUUGUUGGUUCGAGCGAACGGCGUUGUCAAGCCGACCGGACCUGGAGUGGAACUCCCACAAGAUGUGAAGAAAUAAACUGCAGAUGGCCAGGGCCCUUUUACAACGGGUACCUGAUCGGAGGAAACACCAAAGUUGGCUCAAUAAUCUUCUACAGCUGCAAGACGCACGCCACGUUCGAUGGUCACGCAUUCCAGACGCGCUGCCUGGAGACGGGGCAGUGGUCAGACCCUCCACCAAUCUGCUGGACCCCAUGCAGUCAACAACCACCGCACGUUCACAAUGGUAUGCGAGUGUUCUUUGGAAACCAAGAUGGCGACCAAGCAAGAUAUAUUUGUUUCCCGGGUUACCGAUUAGCAGGAAUAAAUGGCACAUAUUUGACGUGCAGUUUGGGCCAUUGGGUCGGAGGAAGUCCGUAUUGUGAAGAAUAUUAUUGUCCUAACCCAGGGAGCAUUUCGCAUGGCAAAGUGUUGAAGAAAAUUGAUAACACCUUGAUUGCACCAUUUGAGUCCUAUAUCAAACGAAUAAAGCAUGGUCACAAGCUCGUAUUUCAAUGUCACGUGGGAUACACGUUAAAGGGUCCGGGAGGUGCAACGUGCGUAGAUGGCGUGUGGCAGCCACCGAUAGCUGACUCAGAAGAAAUUUGUGCUGUAGCAAUUCAUCCACCUUUCAGAAAUCUCUGGAAACCAAUAAGAAAUAAGAGAUUAUGAUAAAGAAUAUCACAGAAGGAACAUAAUAAAUAAGGUUGAAAACGAUGGUAUGUGCACAAAAUAGAAAAUUAAAAAAUAAAC